AUGAGCCGUCUUUUGAACGUCGGAAUGGCGGGAGGAAGAUUGACAACCUCGGUGAGUUGGGCUAACUUCAAGUGGGGAGGAGCCUAGAGCUUCAACAAAAAAUUUCGCGGCGAGCGGGAUUCGAACCAGCGACCUAGUGCUCUUGAGGCAUGCGCUCUACCAGCUGAGCUAUGCAGUCCCAAAAAUAAGCAGUCCCAAAAAAUAAGCAGUCCCAAAUUUCUCUGCUUCUCUGCGUCUCUCGUUGAUUAGCAUGGAGAGAGAUAAAUAAGCAGUCCCAAAAAAUAAGCAGUCCCAAAUUCCUCUGCUUCUCUGCGUCUCUCGUUGAUUAGCAUGCAGAGAGAUAAAUAAGCAGUCCCAAAAAGUAAGCAGACACAAAUUUCUCUGCUUCUCUGCGUCUCUCGUUGAUUAGCAUGCAGAGAGAUAAAUAAGCAGUCCCAAAAAUAAGCAGUCCCAAAUUUCUCUGCAUCUCUGCGUCUCUCGUUGAUUAGCAUGCAGAGAGAUAAAUAAGCAGUCCCACACACAAAACAUAGCGCUUGGCCUUUCCCGUUUUUUGUCGAGCACAAAAUAAUUAAAAUUUCAAAUUUUCAGGUAAACGAGCAAGAAUUGCAAGCAUGUUGCGCUGUGGCCAAAUCAACAUUUGCCUCUCAAGCAUCAUUGCUCGAAGUUGAGCCACCAUUGGUGGUUUGCGGUGACAUUCACGGACAAUAUUCGGAUUUGUUGCGUAUUUUUGACAAGAAUGGUUUUCCGCCAGAUGUGAAUUACUUGUUUUUGGGUGAUUAUGUCGAUCGUGGACGUCAAAACAUUGAGACAAUCUGCCUAAUGUUCUCCUUCAAAAUCAAGUAUCCGGAAAACUUUUUCAUGUUGCGUGGAAAUCACGAAUGCCCCGCAAUUAAUCGUGUCUACGGUUUCUACGAGGAAUGCAAUCGUCGCUACAAAUCGACACGUCUCUGGUCAACCUUCCAGGACACUUUUAAUUGGAUGCCGCUGUGCGGUUUGAUUGGAGCACGAAUUCUUUGCAUGCACGGCGGUUUGUCGCCGCAUUUGCAAAGUUUGGAUCAAUUGAGAAAUUUGGCACGGCCACAAGAUCCACCAAAUCCAUCGAUUGGCAUUGAUUUGUUGUGGGCUGAUCCGGAUCAAUGGGUCAAGGGCUGGCAGGCGAAUACACGUGGUGUUUCGUAUGUUUUUGGGCAGGAUAUUGUGGCGGAAUUGUGCCAAAGAUUGGAUUUGGAUUUGGUGGCUCGUGCUCACCAGGUACCUAUUUUUUGGGGGCUCAAAAUUUGGAGCAAAAUGAGCCCAAAUUUGCUCAGAAAAUUUUUUUUUUUGGAUUUUCCCCUUUUCUGAUUUUCUAAGCUCAAAUUUUCCAGGUUGUCCAAGACGGUUAUGAAUUCUUUGCGUCGAAAAAGAUGGUGACAAUCUUCUCGGCUCCCCACUAUUGUGGACAAUUUGACAAUUUUGCGGCCACGAUGAGAGUUGACGAAAAUAUGGUUUGCAAUUUUGUUAUGUAUAAGCCGACACCGAAAGCGAUGCGCCAAAAGGGAUAA
Messenger RNA from Caenorhabditis angaria, 1541 nucleotides. NCBI's taxonomy places the organism in Eukaryota, Metazoa, Nematoda, Chromadorea, Rhabditida, Rhabditidae. The record is from the annotation of a GenBank genome assembly.